AUGGCGGCCAAGUCAAAGAAGCGGUUGUGUAGGAAUGAAAAUAAAUUAUUAAUACUAGAAAAAUUGGAAAUUAGGGAUGUAAUAUGUUCGAUUUGUCAGUCAAUUCUUAUUGAGCCUGUAACAUUACCAUGUUAUCACGACUUUUGCCAACGUUGUUUUAAUGGUAGCAUUGAAAAUAAUGCUUUGUGUUGUCCACUUUGUCGCUUACGAAUUGGUUCCUGGGUCCGAACAGCUACAAAACAAAAAAGUUUGGUGAAUAGUAAAUUGUGGAACUUCAUCCAAAACAAAUUCCCCGAAGAAGUCGACAAAAAAGUAAAGGGAGAGGAUAUCCAAGGCCUGUCCCCAGAAAUCAAAUUGCCACGCUUAAGCAAGCCUGGAGAAAUAAGAUCUGAGUAUGAAGCAGAAUUGCAACGUUUACGUGCCGAGAGGUUAAAACUUGAACAGAAACAAAUACAAGAGACAGUAGUAUUAAUAAAGAAACUUAAAGAAGAAGAGGAAGAAGCUCAUAAAAAGUAUUUAGAAAGUCUCAAACAUGAUGAAAUGCUAGCAAAAAAAUUACAAGAGCAACAGCAGCACUGUGAACAGCAAAAUGUAACACAAUCUAAAACUAUAAAAAAGAAAAUUACUAAAGUUUCAACUAAUAGAUCCAGACUGAAAUCUUUGACUAUUGAUAGUUAUUUAUCUAAACUAAAGACACCUUCAACGAAUAGUUCAAUAAUAACUGAUGAUACAAGUACUGACGAAUCAGUAUUAAAAGAACCAUCAGCAAAAUCAUCAAACAAGACUUCAACUGAAGUUCACAAAUCCACUAAUGAUUGCUUAGAAAAAAGACCUAAAGAUGUUUGGAAUAAAGAAAAUGGAAAAAAUUGCACAAUAAAGAAAGAUGACUAUACAAAUAAAGAAAAAUGCAAUGAAAAGCAUCCAGUUAAAACUAAAAAUGGCUUACAGUCCCUACUUGUAUCACUACCCCUACCUGCUACAGGAAUUCUCCAGCACAAGUCCAAUGUUUUAGAAAAUAGGAAUUUAGAAACUGAUAGUGUUGACUCAAUGCAACAAGAAUUAUGUUAUUUUAAACCUAUUGAAGGCACAACACCAACUAGCUUCAUGACCAAUCGAGGCCUGCCUCUACGCGUUCCCACCCUACGAGUAGAUAAAGAUAUAAAAAUACCUACAAAACACAGCCCACCAAGCAGGGAUCAGUACAUAGAAAGUCUCUGUCACCUGAGAAAAUUUUCGUUGGAAAAUAAAUUGCCUUCUGCAUUUGUAAUUGCUCUCAGUAUAUUGCAGGCAAAAAAGGUUUCAGAGAAAAAUUCUUGUACCAUGAGGUCAAAGCUAAAACGCUCAGCACCUGUAAGUCUGACUGCAGUUCAGUCAUUAUCAUUUAAAAGAGAAAGGAAUGCUUCUACAAGAAACAAUCAUGAUGAUAUUAACAAGCUCACUGAUAAUACCGAGACAUUUCUAAGACGUACUAGGUCCAUGGGUAGUAUUUCUAAAGUUGAUAAUGAAACAACACCGAAAAAAAAAAUGAAUGAACGUAAAGUGUCUUCAGAGAGAAAAGCGAGACUAAGAAGCGGAAGCAAGAAGUAUUCAAAGAAAGACACCUGUAGCCCUCCAAUUCGUGCUGAAUCAAUAAAUAACAAUAAGGUAAGUCUAGCUGUAAAGAAUUUAUCUAGUCCUUUGGAGGAUUGUGAUGUUAAACAUAUUUUACAAGAGCAGCUAAGAAUCGAAAAACUAAUACAACAAGAGAAGCGAGAUUAUGAGUUAGCGUGCAAAAUGGAUGCGGAGUGGAACGGGAGACGUCAGCCUCGGCGUGCAGCUACAAAACGACAAGUCACAUUAAACUAUGCUCUUCGGCCGGCAAAGAAGGUUAAAGUUUAGUUAGUUCCUCAUAAAAGUAACCUCCAAAAUUUGAUCAAUUGAAAGUGAUAAAUAUUUUUAAAUCCAGAGUGGAUUCCAUCAUACAUUCCAUACUUUUCAUAUUUGCCCCGUUUGAAUGCUCUGUUAACUAAUAAAAUAGAUCAUACUGCAAAUUGUAAAUGAAUAUUUGAAAAAUUAUUGUUUAAUUUUAAUAGAUCGGAAUUGCUGGAACAGUGAAACAAUAAAAGCUUCAAAACGUCUUCCCAAUUGGAUAUAAUAUUGUUGUUAUAUCCAAUGAUUGGAUAUAAUAUAGUAUUGUACAUAUUUAUUCCAUGCUCUGUAUUUAUUUUUUGACAUAAAAUGUUGAGUUUUAUGCAUUAACCACAUUUUAUAAUUAUUAAACCUCAGACGUUAAUUAUGAUAUUAGAGCGAUAACAAAAUAGUUCCUUCUUAGAUCUGUUAGGUGUAUUUUUUGAUCUAGGAGUUCCUUACACAACUACAAAACCUGUGAUGAAAUUAUUUUACGUAAUAUAGCAUAUAUAAAAACGAAAUUUAUACUUGCUUAUUAUAUUCCACCGAUAAAAGACUUUUUGUUAACUUUGUUUUAAUUAUGUAUGUAUAUUUAUAAUGAAAAUAACCUAGACAUUAAAUUAACAGUCAUUAAUAGAUAGGGUUUCAACAAACAAUAUUCUCACCGACUAAACAUUAAGAAUUUAUGUUAAUGUAAAGAUAUAAGUUUUAUCAAUGUAACACAAUAUUUUUGUGUAUAUUGUAUCUAUCCAAUACGAAGUGUGAAAUGCUUGUAAAUUUAUAUAAAUAGGUAGGUAUGUCAUAAUUUUGAUCAAACAAAAUUUGUAGUUGAAAAGGGUAUACACAAUAAUUGUAAAAUUGUAUUAAUUAUUUAAUCAAUGUAAUAUGAUAUUAAUAUGAUGUAACUUAAAAAAAGAGUUGAGUAUACGAUCCUCUUUUCAAGUACGAUAUUUUAAUCUUUCAUUAGUAGGUACUUAACCAAAUAUUAUAUUGACGUGAUAAAAUGAUUAAAGGCUAAAGAUACAAUCUUUCAAAAAUAUGUAUUAAACUUAUUAUAAAAUUUGUCCAUACUUAUGUUAUUGUUAAAAUAGAAUGAGGAAGGAUCUCAUUUCUUAGAGAUUUUGAGAGGUGUAAAUAUGGAGUGUAGAUUUAUAAUUAUUGUUUACUAAGAAUUAAUCACAGCUUGAAUGCUGUCAAAUCUCAGCAUUAGAAUGAUCUCCUUGAAAAUCUGGUCAAUUAUCUUUUUAAUAUGUUUUGAACAUAAUUUCUUAGUUUAUGCACUGUACCUGCGUAAUGUUUUGGUACGUAGUUCAAGCUGAAAGGAUCGAAGUGAGGGUGUAACUGCAAUGUAUGAAAGAUUUGUGGCCAUUAUAAUAUUUUUAUAAAUGCUUGCUGUGAUAUACCAUAAGUGGUGAUAAAAAAUUAGUCCCUACGUAAUUAGUCUGAUCAUUUGUUUUAUAACUUCAAUAUCCGUGGCCGAACUUUAGUUGUGAUUUUCAUACUCUAAAACAUUGAUAUGUAAAUAAACGAUUUAUUAAAAAAAUAUUUUUUAUUCAUCUUCAUAGUUAAGUCGAAAUCUUUAAAUUCACAAACAUACUUGUUUGUUGUACCUUUCUACUAUACUUUAUUAUUAUUUUUCUAUUUCAACGGCUUCAUCAAUAAAACCUAUCCUUUGUCCUUUCUCAGGGUUUAAGCUAUCUCUGUUCCAAAUUUUAAGUAUAGGUAAUCAUGCAAUAUUUUUAAGUUUAGCCCGGACGUAUAUACAGACAAAAAUUCUAAUAACUAUAUUUUUUGGAUUCGAUAUUGAUUAUAGAUAUCACGCCCUAAUUAUUCUUAUAAAAAAUAAUCAACGUACAGUUUUAACUUUCCUAAAAUGAUAAAAUAUGAUCUAUUACUAUAUACUUACGGUUGCUUUUUCCUUAUAAGUGAAACCUACCCACAAACGGUCCGAGCGAGAGGUCCCAAAAAGGAAAUGGUCCUUGUCUAACGUUUAGACAACUCAUAUGAUUGAAUACAUAUUAUAUCAUUGAUGUUUGUAGAAAUGGUAAUUAUGGCAGGCAUGUGUAUCUCCGCGUAUAGGUAUUAAAAAUAUACCUACAGGCGUGGGCCAAUCUGCAAGGGCUAAUCUGGCCAAAGCUGCCCCACGCGAAAAUAGACACGCGCGCGUGCUAUUUGUUCGACCACGUUCGACUUUCUCGAUAAUUACAAGAUGGACACAAAACGAAAAAAAAGCAAGAAGAUACUGUGCAGUAUUUAAUUGUUUAAAUACGGAUCGUGAUCGAAAUUUAACUUUUUUUGGCUACUAAGGGCCCUUAUGUAAUAAAAUUACUAGUGAGGUAACAAUGAUACAAUUUUUAUGUUUCGUCUGAAACAAAAAUAAUCUUGAGUUUAAGGGUCAACUCACACCAAAAGAGCGGCGAAGCGCGGCAAAGCGGAGUUAGUUAUUUCAGUGACUGCACUGAAAUAACUAAAGCUUUUGGUUUUAGCAGAUUUUAGAGGUUUUAGCAAUUGUAUAGUAUAUAAAUCUCAAUUUCAAUUUAAUAAACGUGAAUACCGCUAAAGAAA
Messenger RNA from Colias croceus (clouded yellow), 4452 nucleotides. RefSeq lists its product as uncharacterized. Gene Ontology annotation, cellular component: nucleus; site of double-strand break. The transcript is spliced from 7 exons. Gene Ontology annotation, biological process: double-strand break repair. NCBI's taxonomy places the organism in Eukaryota, Metazoa, Arthropoda, Insecta, Lepidoptera, Pieridae. Bases 1 to 1878 code for a protein of 625 amino acids. The record is from RefSeq and is a predicted model, not a curated record. Gene Ontology annotation, molecular function: ubiquitin-protein transferase activity; metal ion binding; nucleosome binding.